AUGCAGCUGAAACCUCCGCGCAUAUUGAAUCUGCUAGCAGAACCACGUCCAGAAGAGGACGAACUUCAAUCCGAGGCAGCUUUCCAACGCCUGUUGGCAUCGUACUCCGACCUCCCCUCGCAACCUCGCACACCUCGUGCACCCUCAGACCGUGGUCGCUACCCUGAAGAAGUUUGCCACGAGGAUUCGCACGAGGAUCCUUUGAGUGACGAUGAUGACGAUGACGACGUCCAGGGUCUCUUUGCUUUUGACGCACAGAACGAAUCAACCAACGUGAAGCCUUGUACCCCUGCUCAGAGUGUAAAUGGGGAUGAUUUGAACAUGUCUCUGGCAGAAAGCCCGAUGGGAGUAGCCAUGGAUGUAGAUCCUCCUACGGUAUCUCCCUCCAUCACUUCCACGCCCAUGUCCAUUCAAUGGCGAUACACGCCACCACCAACUACAAGCGCUGUCCGCUCGAACAAGCGUAAAUUGGACGAUCGAUAUGAUCCAUAUCCUACAUCUGCGAAACGCCGUGCUGUAUCGCCUUCCAUAUCGUACUUGCGAGAAACACACCCUUCACUCGUGUCGUACCCUCGGACACCUAGUUCCAGGCCUCCAGUCCCGAUUCCUCUUUCUAUCCCUCCAUCCAGUUCUAGUGCUUCUGCCACCUCAUCGCCCACCGUCACGUCUAGUUACCCCUUCCAACCUUACCCGAGUUCACGGCAGGUGAACCUAGGAACCAUGAGCUUAUCUUCCAGCCCCGUACUUCGGCCUUCUUUAGGGCUUGUGAGUCCGAUCUUACGGCCGAUUCUGCGAACGCGGAGAGGAGCUGAUGGCGAGGAAAGAGAAAUCGAGGGCGCAGGCGAAGCCGUGAAUGGAUUAUCACUAGGCUGA
Messenger RNA from Suillus subaureus, 873 nucleotides. RefSeq lists its product as uncharacterized. The transcript has 3 exons. Lineage: Eukaryota; Fungi; Basidiomycota; Agaricomycetes; Boletales; Suillaceae. Bases 1 to 873 code for a protein of 290 amino acids. The record is from RefSeq and is a predicted model, not a curated record.